AUGUCCAGGUCGAGCUCUGCGGUUCUCCAUCAGAGUUCGAGAUGUGCAACUAAGGUUCCUCGACACUCCAACAUAAUAGUGUCUUCUGCACCAGUAAUCACCAGUUCUUCCUUCACCUCAGCCGCUUCCUCUCCCUCAUUCACAAAUCCGGUCCCCGUGUCCUCGACCGAGAGCUCAUUGUCAAUCGAGCCCUCCCCGUCCAACAGAUGGCAUUCAACAGCUGCAGCUGCAGAAGCUCUUACAGAUGCCACGGCUACAAAGUCGUCACAACCAUCGGCUGGUGACUCAGUGCUCGUCCCGGCGACAACUGCAUCCUCUAUCCUGGCAAAUCCCAGCGACUACAAUCUCAUACAAACACACACGGAGGAUGGCACUCAUUUGCAUAUGCCUGUGUCCUCACGGACAAGUUCAAUAUCAAGUUACCAAACGCCCAUGUCGACAUCAGAAUCCUCCACUGAUGUACUAAGCCCCAUAACGUCAACGAUGUCAACGACACAGUACCCUCACAGCUCUUCUACUUCGUUUAUUCCACACUCAGCAGUAACUAGCGCUGUCACUUCAGCCAAUAGCUCGUCGCAUGGCUACAUAGAUCAGUCGAAUCAUGGUGACUCUCACUCCUCACUGCGCGCAAUCUUGGGAGGCGUUCUAGGAGGUGUAGCUUUUGUUGCUCUUGCGCUUGCAAUAGGUUAUUUCGUGAUGCGUCACAAGCGGCGCAAACCCCGUGACGAGUUGGCCACUGGGACGAGUGAAGAACACCUGCAAGAUGACCGCAGUCCGGCUACUUCCUCAGCAGGCUCACAUCAAGUAUAUCAGUCGUGCGGGUCAUCUUUCACCGACAACUCCUCUACCCCCUCCAGCCCUCUUCGCGCUAUGUUCCCGGUAUCAAUUCCGGCCAAGAGCUACCAAGCGCGUCGGACCCCUUCCGGACCGAACAUCCUCUCCGAUACAAACCCUUUCCUAGACUCUGCGGAGAUCAAGUAUGUGUCGCGUGGUAGUGGCGUUCCCAGCACCGCGGGGACGCUCCGCAACCCGUUCGCUGAUGCCGCUCCAAGUCACACUGUCGUCAUGCGACAAUCAUACAUGUCGCAGCGACCCGCGUCAGCUGCCUGGUACUCCAUGCAUAGUGAUCGCAGCUUAGGCAGUACGGUCCACCUCCCGGGGCGGAGCAGUGCGGGAAGUAGCCUGCAGCGACUCAGCUACCCGUUCACCGUGGCUGAGCUAGAAGCAUGCGAGCCCAUGGCCAGACUAAGCACGCGCAGUGACCCCUUUGAUCUGGAAUGUCCACCCCACGCUAUGCACAGGCGUAGUUCUACCGUCAUACCGGUGGGGCACGUCUAA
This is a messenger RNA of Aspergillus niger, 1338 nucleotides long. RefSeq lists its product as hypothetical. Lineage: Eukaryota; Fungi; Ascomycota; Eurotiomycetes; Eurotiales; Aspergillaceae. The transcript has a single exon. Bases 1 to 1338 code for a protein of 445 amino acids. The record is from RefSeq and is a predicted model, not a curated record.